ACUCUGUUUGAUUUCGAAAACGGAUUGUCAGGUUGGACAUUGACUGGCAAUGCAUUCAACAAUCAGCCAACAUACGGCGAUAAUUUAUUAGAGAGGGGCAGAGGACCUGCCAAUCACAAAGGGAACUGGUGGAUUGGCACCUAUGAGAAUCGGCCCAGUCCCUCCCAUCAGGCUGGUGCAAUCCAAAGCGAUGUUCCCCAAGGCACGAUGACGUCACCCUUUUUUGGUAUUAAUGGCAAUUCUCUUCGGUUCCUUAUUGGAGGAAGUUGUUACGUAGACGAGGUUCGUGCUGAGCUUAUUGUUGACGGAAAUGUGGUUUUUCGGAAAACUGGGGAUUGUAGUGAUUCCAUGACAGAGAAAAGCUGGGAUGUAUCUGGUUUUGUUGGUAGAAUAGCUCAGUUGCGUUUGGUUGACCAUUCCUCAACCCACUAUGGUCACAUUAAUUUUGAUAAUUUAAUUUGCCAGUGA
Messenger RNA from Porites lobata, 468 nucleotides. The record is from the annotation of a GenBank genome assembly. Lineage: Eukaryota; Metazoa; Cnidaria; Anthozoa; Scleractinia; Poritidae.